Messenger RNA from Dreissena polymorpha, 13403 nucleotides. RefSeq lists its product as uncharacterized. Gene Ontology annotation, cellular component: cytoplasm; nucleus. The record is from RefSeq and is a predicted model, not a curated record. Gene Ontology annotation, molecular function: RNA binding; pseudouridine synthase activity. Gene Ontology annotation, biological process: mRNA pseudouridine synthesis; tRNA pseudouridine synthesis. NCBI's taxonomy places the organism in Eukaryota, Metazoa, Mollusca, Bivalvia, Myida, Dreissenidae.
GGAGAGUUUAAGUGGUGGUUGUGAGUACUACGCACCCAGUAUAGCCAGUUGACAGCUUGUCAAGUAUCGUAUACGGCGCGCGAGUACGGAGAGAUAUUAAUAGUUUAAUACCAUGGAAAUUUAGACGUAAUUUUCAGAACCACUAUGAGGAGGAAACAGUUCAGACCGGGGAAAACUGCCGGGGAGCAAUCCACUGUGAUACAGUCUGUCCAAGACAAGACUGCUCCUUUGGCCGCCAAAACCAGAGUAAUGGGAAUGCAGGAAGAAGAUAUGGAAGAUGACGAUGAAAAAAAUAACAAUCCUCCUACGUACAUUAUGCAUAAAUUCCAAAAGGAUUCCCCAUUGGAGAACGAACUUGACCUCGAAGCCGACAGACUAGUGGUGAACGAAUCUCAUUCAAACACAGCUAGUCCUGUUGAAGUCUCCCACAAUAGUGUUGCUAGUCAUAGCCCAUCAGGAAAGUUAAAGUUAAGCUGUUCAUCACCACCAGAGUUCAUUAAGACCCAAUCGAUACCAAUGCCAGUUUUGGCUGAUAUCGGAGAGGAUUGUGAGUCAAACGACACCAAUUUCAGCCGCUACGAGGGAAAUCUGGAGAUGGUUUCCGAGGUCGCAAUGUCUCCGCAUCAGAGCGAGAUUAAGCCUAGACCUCCAUAUAAAGGCACCAUGGUCCAGUGCGGAAAGCUGAAGGACUAUCUCGAUAUGCUCCCCACUUUUAACAGGAAAUGCAUGCUGAGAAAAGGCAGAGAGGUGCACAAAAUAUACGUCGACAUGACAAAGGGGGAAACGUUCUUAGAUGACCAAUUUGUCUACACGGAAUUCGGAAAGAUGGUUUUGACCAAUGGGAGCAUAAGGGCCGGACGAGCGAAAAACGCUAAACAGAUUGUGGUGGCCCGGGAGACACUGUAUUGUAGCGGAACCUCUGCCUGCAAAAGGGCUUGUGGGGGAUAUGGGAACUGCUUGUCUGGCUGUGACAAGACAAAGAUGAGGGGCCAUAGGUGCUCUUAUCGGAUCAAGCUCACCCAGAGGCUUGGCUUCGUGAACCACUGGUUCGUCGAGGAGCUUGGCAGCCAUGACCAACUUCACGGAAAAGACAGUGAUUUCAAGGUCAACUCGCAAAUGGCAUCAGCACUUCAAGAACCUGGUUCCGGUGAUUUUUCAGGUCAGCUGAAGUUUAAAAUAACAAACAUCUCUGCGAAGUCACCAAGAAAACUUGCUCCAAAACCAAACAAGACGCCAUCGCCAGAGAGAGCGUCGGACAGGACUAAAGAGGACAUGAACACCUCAGAGACGCUGGCAGAUUCCCAACCAGCCUACAAUUAUGUCCUAGGUUCCCUGUCCAAUGGCCACUCUUCUUUAGACAGUUUGUCCUCGGUCAAAUCUGUAUCUAGUCAACCUUGUUACAAAUAUGACCAUUCAAAUGACAUAUCGACAAAUGUGUCAUCUAGUCAACCACAGAAUACAAUAGACUUAAUUAAAACGGCUGUUUCUUGCUUGGCGCAAACGUUUAGCCAAGACUUGCCGUCAGUUUCUUCCACAAGUGCCAUGAAUCCUUUGCUACAAGCGAAUCUCAUUAACUAUAUGACCACAAUGUCUCAGUUUGGCCUCGCAGGGGGCUCUCUUUUACAAAAUGGUGCUGUUAACCCUUUUCUAGUCAACAUUAAACAGGAGCCUGGAAGUAAUGACAUGGAGGGUCACAAUUUUCUUCCAUUUCCACAUCAUUUGGGCGUGAUUCCAACACCCAUCCAGUUUAUGCCUAGUCAGAUAGCCAGAGCUAGUCAGCCACGAAAGAGCCACAGUCCUUCACCUUCAAGGUCUUCGGACCACGGUCAAAGUCAAGGACAAAGCAGGGAAUGGUCACCUAUGAACCGUGAUCAAAUGCCACCUGGUCAGUUGCAGAAGGUCAUGGAAAUCGAAGCGAGGAUUAAGUCAGAGACGUCUAAUAAGGUGCAAGCGCAUCAAAAGACGCUAGGACAGGUACAUACUCGCAUAAUGGAGCGUGUUAAGAGUAGAAAGAGCUCGCAUACCCAGUGUGUUCCACAAAAACAAGAUGAGAAUGUAAUGGACCUUUCGAAGAGCUCAGUUGUGGUGAAUCAUUGCCAAAAUCGUGCCAUGGAAAAUUCUAGUCUAAAAAGUGGUGCUAGUAAAGCUUUGAAUAAAGGCGAGGAGCAGUGCUCCAUAUCCUCCACAGCAUAUCAAAGACUUCAGACAUUGAGUCACAUCAUUCAAAGCGAAGCCUUUCAGAACGCUAAAAACCAACUUGAAAAGAAACCUAUUGGACAAUGGAACGGACACGGGGAAGAUACAGCGUUGAAUUUGAGCAAAAAAACUAUUGUCCCAAGCACUCGAGAAAACAACGAUCAACAGCAAUGCUAUUUCAAACUCGCAGAGGCAUGGAGAAAUGGGAUAUCCCUGGGACCUUCUGACCUGCUCAAUGGAAAGAUUUGUCAAGGAGCCGACAGGCCUGGAGCAAUUGAUGACCAGAAGAGAAAGGUCAAUGGUCACUUGGGUAAAGUUGAACUGGACAAACUGGCUGUGAAUCCCCAUGUACCCUCUCAGCGGGAAGAGGAACUUAUGACGAGAGUGCGGCAGUUGGAGGCGCAAGUGAAGCAGCUUCAGAACUCCAUGGUGGAGAAAACUGCUGGUGUUGCUGUGGCUGAGGUUGGCACUAGUAAACGGAAGAAGGCUCCACGGCAGAUUGAUUUUACAAAAUUCAAUACUCGCCACGUAGCUCUAAAGGUGAUGUAUCUUGGUCACGACUACACAGGCUUUGCUGGAAUAUCCGAUGAUGAGCACACUGUUGAGCGCGCCGUCAUGGAAGCACUGGUGAAGUGCAAGCUCAUUGAGUCCAAGGAAACAGCAUUUUACACUCGCUGUGGUAGAACAGACAAGGGAGUCAGUGCCUUUGGGCAGGUGUUGUCACUUGAUCUCCGUAGCAACCUGUUGUCAGGUGUUGGGGUCAAGGUCAGGGAAGGGGGGACAGCCCAUGAGAGAACAGGUGACAAGACCACAGAGAUCAGGUACUGCCAGAUCCUCAACAAGAACCUACCCCCGGAGAUACGAGCCCUGGCCUGGGCCCCUGUGGACCCUGACUUCAGUGCCAGAUUCAAUUGCAACAAGAGAACAUACAAGUACUUCUUUCCCAGGGGAAACCUCAAUGUAAAGUUGAUGGAGCAAGCAGGACAAAAACUGGUCGGGGAACAUGAUUUCCGUAACUUCUGCAAAAUGUCAGUGAAAGAUGGCGUUAUAAACUACGUACGCAAGAUCCUGGAGGUGCAGAUCAAGCCUUUUGAAGACUCAGACGACGGGUUCACUAUGUACGAACUCACAAUCGUUGGCCAAGCCUUCCUGUGGCACCAGAUCAGAAGUAUAUUUGCAGUGCUUUUCCUGGUGGGUAAAGGGAAGGAAUCCAUUGAGGUAGUGGAGGAGCUACUUAAUGUGACGAAGAACCCCAGAAAGCCCCAGUUCAACAUUGCAUCCGACAUUCCACUGUGCCUGUAUGACGCUGACUUUGGGGACCAGUUUGAGUGGGUAUAUGAGGCAGAUUGGCAAGAGGACAAUAUAAAAUGCCUUCAACAGCUGUGGGCGGAACAUGCCAUUAAGGCAGCCAUGGUGAAAAGCAUGCUGAAUGAUCUGGACAGGGCCAAGGUUGAAACUGAGUGUGACAUUGCACCAUGGUCGGACCUCAGUCCUCCUGUGUUGCACCAGGCAGAGUGGUUACUGUUAGACAAGUUCAACAAGCCUCUCUUGCAGAGGCAGGGUGGAUUGACCUUAGAAGAGCAGAUAGCCAACAACAGGGACCGACUGACUGAGAGAGGCAUAGAUUUGGAAAACAAGAAUUCUGCUGAUUCGUGCGACGAGAAUGAGGAUCCUCCUGCUGCAAAAAGACCAAGAUUGGAGGAGGGCAAAGGUUCAGAGGUCGAAAAGUCGCGUGAGCAGGUGGUUGAAAAAGGAAAAGCCGAAGGUCAAGGUGGAGAUGUAGGGAUUGUAAGUCAAGAUGACAAUGGUAAAAUGGUCAAAAGUAAAGGUGAAGAUAUGAGGUUCAAAGGGGACUUAGAAGACGAAAAGGUUCAAGUAGAACUUGAAGAAGAUAAAGUUGUUCAAUAUAUUGUUGAUAAAGAUAAAGUGUGGAAUGCUGAUGACAAAUAUGUGAACAAUGAUGUGAAAUGAUUUUCUGUUUUUUCUGUUAGUGCUUCCAGAGGUCUUUGUAAAAUUUACAGUGUAUCAACAAAAAAGAGCAGUUCUUUGUUGUUAGGAGUUGGUGAUAAAAAGGUUUUGUGUGCAUAUCCUUUAACUCAUUUAAAUUAAUUGGCAAGUGUGCAUAUAUACAAUUGAAUUUCGUUAGUCUCUGAAAUACAAUGUUUGUUUGUUUUUAUUUAUAAAUAAUUUUGUCUUUAUUUUUAAUAAGACGUUCAGAAACUAGUCAACUGGCUAUUAAUUUUUUUUUACAUAUAUUUUGAUUUGAAGGCUAUCAAAGACAACUGUACUACUUCAACUACUUCUAAUCUAACUACUUCAAAUUUUGUCAUAGCUUGAAUAAAAAAAUGUGUAUGUAACACAUUAAAGAGCAACAAAGAUUGAAUGCAGGUUAUUUAAACAUUAACAAUUUGUAGCACUGCAAUUUUAUCUUGACCAUUGGCAGCCUUGGAGACAACAGAAAACCACCUUUACACUGAACAAGCUGUAAGAUCUUUUCAAAAGGUGGGAAAACUUCAGGUCAAGGGUCGAGACGGCUGGUUGUAAUGAAGGGCGCAAUAAGUACUAUGAAGCUAGUUUAAUGUGUGAUGUAAGGAUGGAAGGAUUUAGAUGUAAGGAUGGAAGGAUUUAGGCAAGAUUCAAGCAAAGAAAUUAUUAAGCCUGGCUCUGGGAAAAGGGGGUUUCAUGCAUGUGCAUAAAGUAUCAUCCCAGAUAAGUCUGUGCAGUCCGCACAGGCUUAUCAGGGAACUUAACGCCUAAAUUGAGGGUUUCUUUUUAAAAAAAAAAUCAUUAUAGUGGCAAGUGUCAUCCCUAAUUGUCAUUACUAAUCUGGGACGACACUUUACGCUCAUCCAUUAAACCCCCUUUUCACAGAGAACAGCCCAUCUUUAUGAAGUACACUUGGUGUACGUUUGUUGGAUUUGUAGGGGUAUUUGUUCUCCAAAUGUGGAUGAAAUUCUCAUCGAUGAUUAAGGAAACAAAUCUGCGCUUAUGAGAAAUGUUGUAAAUUGUUAAUGGUUUCAAAAAGAAUUUAGCAAAGUUGUAAUAGCUAUCGUCACGACCAAUUAAGUAUUACUAUGGAUAUAUUUUUAUGUCCCCCACCACUACAGUGUGGGACAUAGUGUUUUUGCCCUGUCUGUUGGUUGGUUGUGUGUUUGUUUGCUCCAACUUUAACAAUUUGCCAUAACUUUUGCAAUAUUGAAGAUAACAACUUCAUAUUUGGCAUGCAUGUGUAUCUCAUGGAGCUGUACAUUUUGGGCGGUGAAAGGUCAAGGUCAUCCUUCAAGGUCAAAGGUCAAAUAUAUAGCUUCAAAGCGGGGCAUAAGGGGACAUAGUGUUUCUGACAAAUACAAAUCUUGUUAUAAACCAGUUUUUUUAGGAGGAUCUGUUUUUUUCAUAAUUCUCUCAGAAAAUACAUCAGUUGUUUCAAACUACAUGGCCAAUAAUUGUUAAGUAAAUAUAGAUGGUGCAUUGAGGUCAAAGUUAACUUAUUUUGAAUUUGUUUAAAAAAAAUUGUUAUUGUAAAGAUCAGAGCAGAUGUGUUAAUGCCAUUUUUAGGAUCAUAUAAAUGUUUAAGAGAUUUGUAUUUGUACUUGAAGAAAAUUUGUUAAUUCUUUUUAUGCCUCUGGUAGGGUGGCACAUAGCAGUCGGACUGCCCUUUCUGUCAGUCCAGUCUGUCCGGCAUUUUGUUUUCUGGAGUUUAUUUUACAAAAUGCUUUCAGAUGUGUACUUGAUUUUUUGGUGUGUUAGUCUAUCUACAUGACUUAAAGAUGGCAUGUGAGUUUUGUUUCGGUCCAUUGAUUUUUGGUGGCAUGUGAGUUUUGUUUCGGUCCAUUGAUUUUUGGUGAACUUUUUAGCCUUGGACUUCAAAAGUUUUUUUUACUCUUUCAGAUAUUGAUAGCUGAAAGAGUUGCGUAAAAAAAACUUUUGAUGUUUUGUGUGUGAGUCUAUCUGCAUGACUUAAAGUUUAAGUCUGCAUUUCGUUGAUUAUGUUGCAUUGAUUUUUAGUAAAGUUGGACAGUGUUUUUGUAAAAUAGCUACUUGCUUUGCAUUUUCAAAGUGUAGAUGGGUGUCAUUGUGUUUCACAAGCACAGGUUUAAAUCUGGUUUCUUUGUGACAGAGAGAAAUGAAAUUUUAUUUAUUGAUUCCCUUAAAAUAUUAGAAUUACAUAAACAUGUUACGUCAAGUAAUGAAGUAAUAGCUUUUUGAAAGUUUUAAAUGAAAGGUUUGUAUACAAUAUUAAUGUAAUGUUAUACUAUUGCAGAUGGAGGAUUGAUGUAGUGUGAUUGCAUUUAUGUAUUUGUCUUUCCCAAAAGGGAAUAUUUUUUUGGAAAAAAUUGCUUGUUUCUAAGUCAGUAUUCAUGAUCAGUAAUGUUGAUACAUUUUGUGAAUGCAAUGCUGUGGAUGUUUUUCCAAAACGAAACCAUACAAAGCAAUAACCAUAUGAGCAUUUGUCUGAGAAAACAGGGCGUAAUGCAUGUGCUGAAAGUGUGGUCCCAGAUACCAUUAAAAUUGUUGUCUGGGGGACACUUUAUGGUCAUGCUUUAUGCCCCAUUUUGUCAGAAGGAGGCCCAUAGAAAUUCUUGGUGCUAUUGAGAGAAAAAAAUUUCAUUAUUUGCCACUUUACUCCUCACAUUUUUCACAUUUUUAUCAUCAUUCAUACUCAAUUUUUAUGGGGUUCGUGACAAAAACAUAUAAGUAUACGUACAGUGCAUGUAUAGUUUACGAAUAUGUAUUAUAGCUAGUCAUUAAUUUGUUUGAUUGUUUGCUGCCAAAUCUUGCUUUUAAAUUAUAUUGCAGCUUUUUUAGACAGUGAAUCUGUUCUUGUUAUAAUUUUCAGACAGUCUAUUGUCAGUUAUAAAUGUUCGUGAAUGUGCUAUGAUAGGGUCAAGGUUCCAAGGUGCUUACAUUUAUAUUUUGUCAGUUCAAAUGAGUGCAUUUACUAUAUAGUUUUUCAAAUACAGUUUUAUUGCAUUUAUAUGUGGGGAUUUAAGUUAUCAAAGGGAGAGAAGUCAAUUCCAAAUUGGGAUGUUUUAGUCAGACAAAAGUAUCACAUGUUUUUUUCUCUUGUAUAUUUUAUUUAGAUUCUUCUAAAUACAGUGAUUUGUAUUACUCAAGGGUUCUUUAAGAGUAAGUGUUUUGUUACUUUGUGUUACAGAUAUAUUAAAUGUUUUUGCAUCAGUGCUGACAGGGUUAACUGUGUUACCAAUGAAGUAAUAAAGUAUAGUUAUUUUCUCAUUUAUGUUUCGUAAAUUAUGUGUUGUAAAUAUGUAACUUGUUGAUUGUGUGUUCUUAAUGUUGUUUUUCAAUUCCAAACUGAGGCAUAGAUGUCACAUGUGCAAAAAUUAAUGUAUGUUGUAACAACAUAUAAGCAAGCUGAAUAAGUUCAUAUUAAGGUUAGUUAACUAGCUUAUUUAAGACAUGUUAAUGAAAAAAAAUUGUAGAAAUUAUGUAAUUUUAUUAAGUUAUGCACAUGAGAUAAUUUUAAUCUUAAUGACUGACAAAUAUAUCGCCCCUUGGUGCAAAAAGGUACCAUGUGCUUUCUAAUUUCAAUGUCACAUUGUAACUUUUUGCUCCAAUAGGGUAUUAACUUGUAAUAAAUCAUUGAAAUAUUGUAUUUAAUCGUGCAAACAUGAUAUUGAUCUUGAGCGAUAUAGAGAUUCCGAAAAAAGCAACAACAACAAAAUCCAUUUGCAAUUACCAAAAUAAUAUGCACAUGUCAUAUCUCCGUCUUGUAAUUCCUUGUAAAUAUUAUGUACAUGAAGAUGUGAUGUCUAGAGCUGUUGUUUUGUGCUAUAUGUCUAACAGGGUUUUAGCACCUGCAUUGCUUGGUCCAAGGGUAAAUACUGUGUUAUACUCCUUCAACCUUGUAUAUGUUUUAUUAUAAUGUAAAUUGUUAUGAUCUGUUACUGAUCUAUGUUCAGAUAUACUUUAGUUUAUAAUUUAAUUUAUAUGACUGGAAGGGUGGGUGUAAUAUUAUUUAAUAGAUAACUUUUUCAUGAGCUCUUUAGUCUAGUUUGCCAGUAGUAUUGUAUUUUUUCUUUGGUCAAUUGAUAUGAACGUGUCCACUUGUAAGAAUACAAAACAGACUGGUGCUUAUUUUGAUUAUUGUUCAAUAUAUGAGCUACCUUGGAACAUCGGGGUUUAUGCAUGUACGUGAAGUUUUGUUUCAGAUUAGACUGCAGUCUGCAUUGACCAAUCUUGGCUGACACUCUCAGCCCUCUCAGCCUAUACUGUAAAAGUACAUAAUAUAGGAAAGUGUCAUCUCAUUUCAGCCUGUGUAGUCAGCACAGGCUUAUCUGGGAUGAAACUUAAUGCACAUGCAUUAAGCCCAGUAUUUCUAAAGUGCUGCCCAUAAACAUUUGAAUCGUGUUCUGAGAAAACUGUGAAUAAUGCAUGUGCAUAAAGUGUCAUCCCAGAUUAGCCUGUGUAAUCCACACAGGCUAAUCAGGGACGACACUUUCCCCUUUUAUGGCGUUUUUUGUUUAAAUGAAGUCUCUUCUUAGCAAAAAUCAGAUUUAGGUGGAAAGUGUUGUCCCUGAUUAGCGUGUGUGGACUGUACAGGCUAAUCUGGGACGACACUUUACGCACAUGCAUUAUGUCCAGUUUUCUCAGAAAGCAACUCAUUUUAUAUCUUACUUGAUACUGUUACGGUGUGUGUGUGUGUUCUUAUGUGUGUGUCAAACCAAUGUUGUAUCUCAUACAUAUUUUGGUCGAUUUUUUUUUUGUCAAGGUGUACAAUUUAUUUGUAUUUAUUGAUACUCUUUGUUCAAAAUCUUGUGGAAGAAUUGUUCUUGAAAAGUUCAUUAAUGAUUUUCCGAUAUCUUUUAGAAAACAAAGUUAUGUUGACGUGUCUGUUUGCAUUUAAAUAAUUUAAGACUUUCAAUUAAUUUCCCGAAGAUUUCAUAUACCUGUAAAGAUGUUGUUUUUAAUCUGAACAAUUGCAAUUUCAAGAGAACAACAACACAGGCAUACAAAUCAACUUACAGGCAAGGUUACAAUUCAAAAACCAGCAAAUAAAUACCACCAUACUUACACUGUAAUCUUAAAUGUGCUAUAUUAGAUAUAAGUUGAUGAUGUACCACUGGUGCUUUGUUAAAAUGUACUAACUGGUGUGCUGUUGAAAAUAGCACCAGCAAAGUAUAGGAUAUUCGUUGCACUAAUAAAAGAGAAGAAUAAAAAUAAAAGAAGUUAAUUUGAUUUCAUGGUGACUCACAGUGAGAAUUUAGUGUUUAUAUGUUGUUCCUUUUAACUUAAUCUAUUAUCAGAUAGGACAGUACAGGUUUAGACCGCAAUUGAAAUUUUCAGUAUAAGGAGAGAAACUUUGUUAGUUGUGUUUCAAUCCCUUUCUUUCAACAAUUCAAUUGUGUCUUAAUAUAGACAUUUAAUAUGCAAAAAAAAAGUUCAAACAUAUUUUACAUCGUUUUUAUGUAACUUACAAUUAAAAUACAUGCUUCAUGAUAUUAUUAUUGUAAUAUAUAUUAAAUGACAUGACAUCAGAUUUGCUUUCUUAACUCAACUUAAAUGAUCUCACUUGGCUAAUUAUUUGUAUGUGAAUACUUUGAAAUCUUGAUUAAGAUUUAUAAUGAGUGCUUUGUUUUACUCUAUUGAAUAGAUAUAUCUAAUUUUUCUUAAUGUUUGUACAGUUUACCAUUAAUCAAUUAUAGAAAGAAACAACCUGAAAUCUUGCCACUGUUUAAGAUAUAGAAUAAGUGUUUUGUUUUACUCUAUUGAACAUAUAUUUGCUUAAUAUUUGCACAUUUUACCAUAAAUAAGUUAUAGAAAGAAACAACCUGAAAUCUUGCCACUGUUUUAGAUAUAGAAUAAGUGUUUUUGUUUUACUCUAUUGAAUAUAUAUAUUUGCUUAAUGUUUGCACAUUUAACCAUAAAUAAGUUAUAGAAAGAAACAACCUGAAAUCUUGCCACUGUUUUAGAUAUAGAAUAAGUGUUUUGUUUUACUCUAUUGAAUAUAUAUAUUUGCUUAAUGUUUGCACAUUUUACCAUAAAUAAGUUAUAGAAAGAAACAACCUGAAAUCUUGCAACUGAUUUAGAUUUACAAGAAGUGCUUUGUUUACUCUAUUGAAUAGAUAUAUACAUGACUGUUAUUAAUAAUUUCAAAUACUUUUAGCAAAAUUAAACCGAUAAAAGAUGUGCAGGAUAUAAAAUAACCUUAAUGCUGUAGUUGGAGGCAAAUCUUUUAGAGAUAGCAAAUCAUUAACUUUAAUAUGAAAAUAUGGAAUUAAUAAUAAGCAUUAUUAUCCCCCGCCAUAGGCGGAGGGAUAUUGUUUUGGCGUUGUUGGUCCGUCCGCCUUUCCGUCUGUCCUUCCGUCCGUCCUUCCGUCUGUCCGGCACUUUUGUGUCCGGAGCUAUAUCUUGUAAGUGCUUUUGGCGGAUUUCAAUGAAACUUGUUAUUAGUACAUAUAUGGAUAAGAGGAUGAUGCACGCCUAAUGGCAUUGUACACCAUCUGUUAAUAACAGAGUUAUGGCCCUUUGUAUCGUGGAAAAAUGCUUUUUUGUGUCCGGAGCCAUAUCUUGGAAGUGCUUUGGCGGAUUUCAUUGAAACUUGGUAUGAGUAUAUAUAUGGAUAAGAGGAUAUUGCACGCCAAAUGGCAUUGUACACCAUUGGAUUAUAAAGGAGUUAUGGCCCUUUGUAUCUUGAAAAAAUGCUUUUUUGAGUGUCAAAUAUAACACUUUUGUGUCCAGAAGCAUAUUUGCGGGGAAUAUCAAUUCAACGAAUUUGCUUGUUUAUUACAGAGUUAUUCCUAAAUCUUAUUCUGUCAGAUGUUGCUUGUGGUUUGUUUUCCUUAUUGGGGUAAUUAAAAAGUUCUCCUCAAAAUUAUAUCUGUUUCAAGGAAAUAAUUUUUAUUCCAUUAGUUGCUCAUAUGUUUUUUAGGAAAUAAAUAGAUAAACCUAGUGCUUACUUUUUUCCGAGUAUAUUUAGCUAAUCUGAGCUUAUUUCAUUCAAGAUUGAAAGAAACUCGUGCAAGAAAUGUGCAUGGUAGUUCUUCAACUAACUCUAACUUACUAAAACAAUUUUAAACUGUUUUAGAAAUAGUAUUAAAUGACAUUUUUUAUCCUAUAUGUGUCAUAUUUGUUGGUUUGGAUCAUUUAGUCUUCCAGAAUACUCUAGGGCCUGUUUUAUUUGCCAUCUUAAGCCUGGUUAGAUUGAAACCCUGCGACAUUGAAAAAGCCCCCUCUGGGAAAAAUGAGCUAACACCAUGUGUGUAAAGUGUCAUCCCAUAUUAGCCUGUGUGGUCUGCACAGUCUUAUCAGGGAGAACACUUUCCGCCUAGACUAGUUUUUAUUUGAGAAGUACCAUUUAACUACCGUUUAACUAAAAAUUCCAUGAAAUACGAAAGUAUUGUCACUGAUUAGCCUCUGCGGAGUGCACAGACCAACUUGGUAGUCUACCAAUGGUAGAUACUUUACGUACAAGCAUAAGGCAUUAUAGAAAUGUAACAGAGAGAAGCUGCUAUAGCUGGUCAAACUCAUUCAUUUGUGAAAGUAAACAUCAUUUCAUCAAACUUUGCGGUAAGUUUGUAAAAGUAUCUUAAUUAUUUAAAUGAGUUUUUUUUUUAUUUGUUAAAUAAGGUUGUAUUCUGUUAAAAUUGGGGUAGGAUACAGUUUAUUGUGCUAAAUGAAAUAGUGACCUGUUUUAUAGUCAAAGUCUAGUCAAGUUAUUGUAAUGUAGUUGUUGUUGACAGUGUACAUGUAUAUGUUUUUGUAAUGUAGUUGUUGUUGACAGUGUACAUGUAUAUGUUUUUUAUAUUCAAAUUUUAUUGUUUGGGUUUUGGUAAAGUUUUACUUUGUUGCCAUAUUUUUGUUAAAUGAAUUGUGAAGUUUGAACAUUCCAAAUUACAUUUCCUUUUCUGACAGUUGUAGAUCUUUUCAAAUACAUUUUAGUCAUGUUUUUGCGUGAAUAUUACAGAUAUAACAGCUUUUGCUUUUGAAUUACUUAAUGGUUAAAGCAAUGACUCACUUUAACUUUUAUUUCAUUUUGUUUUAUUAUGGAUACAUUUUCUGAUGUUUGUUGAUAACUAUAUUUUAUGAAUUGCUUAUUACAUGAAAAUGCAUGAUUUAUCAUCAUAGCAUCUAUAAUUGUCCAUUUUAAGAGUUAUUCAAAGAUACGAUCUCCUUUCAAGGUGAACUAAGUAAUAUUUUAAUUGUGCAAAUUAGCGAAUGGUAGGCAUAGAAACAUGUUUCAUAUAAUCUUUUUUUCAACCAAAGCUCAAGAAGUUUCAGUAUGUUUUUUGGUUAAAAAUGAGAGAAAGUAAACCAGGAAAGCAUUUAACCAAUUAAAAUAUGAAUUUAUGUUUUGUUCAUACAUCUUAUUUGAGGUCUCAUGUUUACAACAUUAUGUAUAUAUUUUGCAAUCUGAAACUUAUAAGUUUUUCAAUUUUUUUAUUGGUCAUCUUAUUGAUUUUGUUUCACCCUUUUUCAUUUUAGUCAUAGAGUUUGUUGAGCCAUUUUAUAUGUUUAACAAUAUUGUGUCUUUUGAAUAAUAAUAUAACAUUCCAUAUUGUAUGGAUACACUUUGAAUAAAUGCUGCUUAGGGAUGCAGGAUUUACAUGUAUUAAUACCUAAACAAAAGUUAUUAAUUGAUAAUUUCAAAAUUUAGGCAUUUUAUGAAUUAAAAAAAUAAAUUUAUGUUGUGAAAUAGAAAUUGGGCGAAAGAAACUUAAGAAAAAUAUUAUCAGGAAAGAAUUCUUCAAAACAUAUGCAAGGCUUUAAUUAAUGACAAGUUGCAAAGUGCUAACUAAAUAAAAGUGAUUAAUUAUAGUUUCUCUUCCUUUUUGUGAAUUUAUUUUCCCAAUUCUGUUCAUGUUCUUCAAUACAGCUGUAUAAUUUUAUAAGUUGUAUCUACUCAUAUUUGUUGUGUUAUUGUUUCCCUACAUGAAAAUGACAUGGUCAUUGUUAUAAGUUUGUAAUUAUACAUGAAACUGUUAUGUAUACAUUAAAUGUGUUCAUAUGAAAGACAAAAUUUUGGACUAAUAUUAUUUAUAAAAUGUUAUAUAUUAAUUGGUCACUUUGAUAUAUAAUGUGUGUCUUUAUAUAAAUAAACUCUUGUAUUUUUAAGUUUUUGUCAGGUAUUUAAGCAUUAAAGUAAUGGUCUCGAAUUUAAACAACAGAUACAAUAAAAAUAAAAUCUCUUAUUGAAAACAUGUUUUAGAAAAUUAUGUAUUUAAUAAAAAUAAAUAGUGAAACGAUAA